This is a messenger RNA of Dicentrarchus labrax (European seabass), 2873 nucleotides long. It is a transcript of the gene sdcbp2, whose product is annotated as syndecan binding protein (syntenin) 2. The coding region runs from base 168 to 1076 and encodes 302 amino acids. NCBI's taxonomy places the organism in Eukaryota, Metazoa, Chordata, Actinopteri, Moronidae. Gene Ontology annotation, molecular function: protein binding. Gene Ontology annotation, cellular component: plasma membrane; cytoplasm. The transcript is spliced from 9 exons. The record is from RefSeq and is a predicted model, not a curated record.
ACCAGGAAGCCAGCAGUGACAUCACUUUCCAGAAAUCCCCUCUAGUGCCGUUUCAAGUGAACGACGGAGAGCCACAGCGACGAGGAGAGAGAAGGAAAAACAAAGGAGUUUGCUGCUGUCUGAGAUUCCCAAGUGUUUGAGCUGAUUUUACAAGCAAGACAUUAAAGAUGUCCCUGUAUCCAUCCCUCGAGGACCUGAAGGUCGACAAGGUCAUCAAGGCCCAGGCCCAGUUUGCCCAGACUGCCACCCCCAUGCCAGCCAUCACUGAGGGAACCUACCAGCCUCAGCUUGCCACUGCUGGGAUGCCAGGAUCAAGCUUGUACCCGAACCUGGAGGAGCUGGGAGACUAUAUGGGUCUGGCCCUCAACAGUGAGGAAGUCCAGAGGAACCUGGCUUUGUUGCCUGUGGCUGACAAUCAAGUGGCACUGCCCUCCAGCUCAGGCGUCGGUGGGAUGGUGCGGCCGGUGACAGGGGCUGACGUCGGCAUCAGGAGGGCAGAGAUCCGCCCAGGGCUGCGGGAGAUUAUCCUCUGUAAGGACCAGGACAGGAAAGUGGGACUCCGGCUCAGGGCCAUCGACAAUGGAGUGUUUGUCCAGCUGGUGCAGGCUAACUCCCCCGCGGCCCUGGCUGGCCUGCGCUUCGGGGACCAGGUCCUUCAGAUCAACGGGCAGAACUGUGCCGGCUGGAGCGUAGACAAGGCCCACAAGGCCCUGAAGGCCGCAGCUGAGACCCGCAUUGAGCUCGUGGUCAGGGACAGGCCAUUUCAGCGCACCAUCACCAUGCACAAAGACAGCUCAGGCCACGUGGGCUUCAUUUACAAGUCUGGUAAAAUCACCUCUCUGGUCAAGGAUGGCUCUGCUGCCCGCAACGGCCUGCUGACUGACCAUUACAUUUGUGAAAUCAACGGACAAAACAUUAUUGGACUUAAGGAUUCCCAGAUCAAGGACAUUCUGACCACCUCUCCGACCGCCAUGACCAUCACCAUCAUGCCAAAGUUCGUCUAUGAACACAUGAUUAAGAGGAUGUCCUCCGGCCUCCUGCGCUCAGCCAUGGAUCACUCUGUCCCAGAGGUGUGAAGACCAGGAGGAGGACUGUAAACUGUCAGGAUGUCUUCAGUACAGAGAUAUCUCUCUCUCUCUCUCUCUCUCUCUCUCUCUCUCUCUCUUACUUAUAUCUUUAUCUCUCUCUCUCUUUCUGUCCUCAUACCAAACCACCUCCUGCGUCACAAUCAUCAGCGCCAUUUCUCACACUUAACAUAAUCUUAAGAUGCCUUUUUUCUAUUCAUCAGUUCUUUACCUUUUCUACAUUUUCCUCAUCUCUGUUGAUAUGUCUAGUACUUUUUAUAUGUUAACCUCAUAGUCUGAGUAUUAUAUGUUUAUUUUCCUGUUUUGUUCGAUCAAGGACAGAACAAAAUGUUUUUUUUUUUUUUUUUUAAAAGCCAUGCACACUAUCAUGAGUCUAGAGCUUCCUCCUCAUGUGGAGAUGAAUCAUUGGCACGUGAUGUUCCAUCUUUUGUCAAAAUGCUGUAAAAGCUGACGGUCAGUCAUCAGAGCCCUACCAUGUAGAUCACGGCCGUGCUCCCGGUCCCUGCACUUGGCCCCUAAUGUGUGUACGUUAAUAAUCUGAGCUGAAUUAACACCCGCGGCCUCACAUGUGAAAACAUUUGCUGACUUGAUUCUAGAUUCCAGUGUACAGUCAGUUUUUUUUUUUUUACUUGGCCAGUAAAACGAAUAGGUUUUAGCAAAGGACUUGUUUUUAGUUUAUACCAGAAUAUUGGUGAAAAGUAGUGUUGAUUUCGGCAUUGCGAUUUUUUAUUUUUUGUUAUUUUUUGUGGAUACCCAACAUUUAUGAUCCCUGGAUUCUAACAUAUGAGACAGUUACAUCUUCUCAAAGAGGUGGUGAGGUAUCAUUGUACCACGUUUCCUGUCUCUGCGGGCAAAUGUCACGAUGAGACUCUUUACGUGUUGAAUUCGUAGGUACUGGGAACACUAUGUGCACAUUCCAGGGGAAAGUGUAGGGAAAGGGGCAGCAGUAGAUGUUUGUUGCCCUAUGCAGCUGGGACUGAGCCCUGUCCACAAACCUCAUAAUGCCAGAGAUAUACUUGCUUUUGACUACGCAUUAGAAUGCACAUGAUGGCUCGCAUCCAUUUGGACCGUUUGGUUGUGCACGUCCUGAGAAAUAAACACAACAUGAACACGUGGUUAAACAGCAGGUAUAUCUCCUGAUGGAGAGCUAUGAGACGGUGAAAGGCAAAGUUCACAGUGCAGUAUGUGAUUGGCUGUUUGUUGGAAAUCUAAUCUUUGAGGGCAUUGUUGGUGUUUGAUUGGACAGGGUCUGUGCUGGGCAGACCCACUAAGUGCACUUUCCACUACCUUUUAAGAGGUUGUCUUUCCUGUAUCCAUUUCAAUAGUUGUGCUCUUUUUUUUAUUAUUGUGUUUGUGGUGCCUCAUGUUAAUGAGAGAACUCAUGAAUACAAACUGUGUUAACUAUAGGAAACUGCUUAAAUUUGAUGCUGAAAGCCAUGCGCUCAAAUGAAAGGUGUUCAGAUUCCAGAUCAUGGGUUCAGCCAAUGAACUUGCUUUCCUCUGCUAAGCAUCGUUAGAGGACGUCCCUCUGUAAUAUUCCUUCCCUGACUGACGAGCGCUGCGAGAACAAGCAGCGCUCUCAGUUGUGAAUUUCUACUUGUUAUAUAAAGUUGCUCCUUUUAAUGCUGUUCAUGUUUGGAUGCAUGUAUUCCUUUAAUUUUCUAGGUAUGCAAUCUGAUAAACAUCACUGUCAUUCUGUAAGAAAAUGCUAGAAAAAUCUAAAAGUUUAUAUACGAAUGUAACCAAGAUAAUAAUGUAAAACAAAUAAAGUCUUUCUGUUCACAUUAA